AAGACAUAGCAACUGAAGUGAGUCCCCAAGCAACGACGGCGACUGGAACAACUUCUGCCAUGUAAACACUGGUACUAAAUAUCCAGGUAAAGCGUUAGUUAGUUAGCAUGUGUUUAGCAAGUUAACCUAGUUACCAGAGUCAACGUAACAACGUGUGUAAGUGUUAUUCCAGAGAAGAGAAAGAAAAUGGAGCAACAGACCUUCACCAGACGUCUUUUUAUCAACGACGUCGACACGUUUUCUUCUAGAAACAUCGCCAAGUAUUUAUCAACGUGUUUCACUGAUGAGACAACGCAAGAUGGCGCUGCUUCACCUCCACGUCAACCUGCUUUCAGGACAGUAGCGACUGUGUCUUCGUCCUCCAAACACCAGAACAAUCUGUUUCUACUGCAGCAGUACACGUCACCGACUCGAGAUGAGCUCCUCCAGCGGCUGCUGGAGUGCGAUGUGGUCGUGUACAACAUCUCGGAAAAUGCAACGCAGCAACAGAUUGAAGAGGCGACAUGGGCAAUAACGGCCCUGCACGCCGAGUCGGAAAACUUUACAGCGCGGAAAAUGUUCGUCUUAGUCUCGACAGUGAUGACCUGGGCCAUGACCAAGCCACAGAAUCCGGAGGAAGCAGACGCCGUGUUAACAGAGGAAGAUUUCAGAAGGAGAAGACCUCAUCCCAGUUUCAGGAACCACAAUAAUCUGGAGAAACUCGUGCUCAAAUUGGGCAAAGGGAGUAAGUCCAAACUCUCCAGUUACGUCGUAGCAAGUGGUCUUCAGUACGGAAAGGGGGAAAACCUCUUUCACUACUUCUUUCAGGUGUCCUGGUUGUUGAAGCUUCCAAAAGUUCCCAUAUUUGGACCAGGCACAAAUCACGUCCCCAUGAUUCACGUACAUGACCUUGCACGCGUGAUUGAAAACAUCAUUGAGCUGAAGCCAAAGUCAAAGUACAUCCUCGCCGUCGAUGAUUCCAAGAACACUUUGGAGGACGUUGUAAAGAUGAUAAGUGAUAAACUCGGUCCGGGGGAAAUUACCACACUCGAGGAGCAGGAAGCCGUCGCCAUGAAAGCUUUUACGCCAGACGAGCUGCAGUAUCUCAGCAUCGACCUCCGUUUGGACGCUUUUAUUAUAAAAGACUCCUUUGGGCUGCGGUGGACGUCUGAACACGGGAUGGUUGAGAACAUGGAGAACAUUGUGGAGGAAUAUAAACACGCCCGGCAGCUACACCCUAUUAAAAUGUGCGUGGUUGGGCCUCCAUCUGUGGGUAAAACCACCGUGUCAGAGAAACUCUGUCGCCGCUACAAGAUUCACCACAUCAAGAUCAAAGAGGUGAUCGAGGAAAAGGUCGCACAACUGACGGGGAUAGUGAAUGGAGACGACCCUGAAUCUGAAAAUACCAGUGAAGACGUUAGAGCUGCUGCACGUCUUCAGCUGGACAGGAUUAAUAAAAGCAUGGGAGUGAACGCAGAUCGACUGGACGACCAUCUAGUUUUUGACAUUUUGAAGGAAAAGCUGAAUUCAAAACCGUGCAGGAACCAAGGAUUCGUUCUUGACGGCUUCCUGAAGACUUACGAUCAAGCACAGCAGAUUUUCCUGAACGAGGAAACAGAGACUCAGAGUUCAGAGGUUGAAACACCUGUGUUCAACAACACGAUCACUCCAGAGCAUGUUAUUGCGUUGGAAGCCUCCGACGAUUUCCUGACAAAACGAGCGCAGGGACUUCCAGAGAGUGUCGCAGAGAAAAUGCGAUACACCCCGGACGAGUUUGUCCGUCGCCUGGCGAGACACAGAGAGCUCGCCGCCGCUGAGGAAACUCUGCUGGACUUCUUUGACGAGCUGGAGAUUCACCCUGAGCAAAUAGAGGUCACUACGGACGAUCCAGAGUACACAGAUGUCGUGAAGAAAAUCACUCAGAUGGUGGGGAUUCCCAGAAACUACGGCCUGAGUCCACAGGAGCAGGAGGGGGAGGAGAGGAGGAGAGAGGAGGAGAGGAAGCAGAAAGUGGCCGCGGAGGUCGCGAAGAAGAAACGCGGGAACGAGGCUGCGCUGGCAGAGAUGGCUGCUCAGUAUGAGGAGUGGCAGAGGAACGUGUCCGAGGUGAAGCGACAGGAGGACGAGCUGCUGGAGGCGCGUUCUCUUCCCCUGAGGAACUACCUGAUGAAGUACGUGAUGCCAUCGCUCUCCGAGGCCAUGCUGGACUGCUGCAAGGUCAAACCAGACGACCCCGUCGACUUCCUGGCCGAGCAUCUUCUACGGCACAACCAGGACGAUUAAAUCUCUACUUCAUGAGGAGACAUAUUCAUCUUCAGAACCAGAGGAUGAUACCACUUUUUUGUUGCCGAUACCAAUAUCACAAACUCGAUAUUAGUCA
Molecule: messenger RNA, 2359 nt
Organism: Solea senegalensis (Senegalese sole)
Lineage: Eukaryota; Metazoa; Chordata; Actinopteri; Pleuronectiformes; Soleidae
Product: adenylate kinase 7-like
Exons: 18
Coding region: 187-2262 (691 amino acids)
Biological process (GO): nucleobase-containing compound metabolic process
Cellular component (GO): cytoplasm
Molecular function (GO): AMP kinase activity; ATP binding
Source: RefSeq, a predicted model, not a curated record